Molecule: messenger RNA, 917 nt
Organism: Carassius carassius (crucian carp)
Lineage: Eukaryota; Metazoa; Chordata; Actinopteri; Cypriniformes; Cyprinidae
Product: putative deoxyribonuclease TATDN3
Exons: 10
Coding region: 89-895 (268 amino acids)
Molecular function (GO): hydrolase activity, acting on ester bonds
Source: RefSeq, a predicted model, not a curated record
GGGUUAAAUUUAUCGUCACAUCCGGUUCUGCUGUUGCUGAUCCACGUGUGGACUGUCGUUAUAAACGAUCUGAAACAAAUAUAAACUCAUGCAGGGAUAUAUCGACUGUCACUGUCAUAUAUCUGCCGAGGAUUUUGACAGCGACAUUGACGAUGUCAUUCAGGAGUCUAAAAAGGCUGGGCUUGUUGCCCUUCUUGCAGUAGCAGAGCAUGCUGGUGAAUUUGAGAAAAUUAUACAGCUCUCACAAAGGUUCCCAGGAUUCGUUAUUCCAUGUCUUGGAGUUCAUCCUGUCCAAGAUCCAGCACAACCCAGGGGUGCUUUACUUGAGGAUCUAGACGCAGCAUUACCACUGAUCUACAAAUACAAAGAUGAUAUUGUGGCUAUUGGUGAGGUCGGUCUGGAUUUCACACCACGUGUAGUCAACAAUGACGCUGGGAAAGACAGUCAGAGACAGGUGCUCAUUCGACAGGCUGAAAUCGCAAAAAUGCUGAAUCUGCCUCUGAAUGUACACUCAAGAUCUGCUGGAAGACCAACAAUCCAUCUUCUGAAGGAGUUGGGUGUAGAGAAUGCUCUUCUUCAUGCAUUUGACGGAAAACCUUCGGUUGCGAUGGAGGGUGUAAAAGCUGGUUAUUUUUUCUCAAUACCUCCAUCCAUUGUCAGAAGUGAUCAGAAGCAGAAGCUGGUGAAGCAGGUUCCUCUGGAGAGCAUGUGUUUAGAGACGGAUGCUCCUGCACUUGGGCCUGAAAAACAGGUGAGGAAUGUACCAAGGAAUAUCAGCAUCAGUGCAGAAUAUAUUGCCAAAAUCAAAGGUGUUCCCUUGGAGAAGGUGAUGGAGGUCACUACCCAGAAUGCCCUGCGCCUCUUCCCCAAAUUAAAAGCAUUUAUCAAAGCCUGAUAUUAAAAGGGACUUAUGCAAA